CAUUACAAGAAGUGAAAAAGUACCUAACCUUAAUUAAAUUUCAAAAAAUAAUUAUUCAGUUUGUUUAUAUUUAAUUAAAAUAUAGGGAAACAAAUAUGAGGAUUACUGACAUCCUUUUUUCCAGAGUUGGAAAAUGGUCAAAACAAUUUUCAAAUCUACCAGACAGGUAUAUAAAAAGAGCAAUGGAGCAAGUUUAUUGGAGGAAUCCUAAAGGAAUUCAGUACAAACCACAUGCAAUAGUACAAAGAAAAAAGUAUAACUUUACAGUUCAUAGACCAUGGACUCUUCAAUUUAGACAAGAUAAUGCUUCAGGAACAAUGCAUAAGAAAGUUUGGGUAGAACCCAUAAAAGAAUGGAGCCAUUUUCGAGGAGACAGGGUUGAAAUUUUAGUAGGAAAAGAUAAAGGAAAGCAAGGAAUUAUAAAAGAAAUAAUACAAGAAAGAAAUUGGGUAAUAGUUGAAGGCCUGAAUUGUGAAUUAAAACAAAUUGGCGAUGACAAAGAAUUCCAAGGUGUAUGGGUAAAAUCAGAAAAACCACUACUGGUGACAUCUGAAAUAGUUUUAGUGGACCCUUCAGAUCUAACUCCAACCACCAUUGAAUGGAGAUACACAGACGAGGGAGAACGAGUAAGAGUUUCAACAAGAACUGGCCGUAUUAUACCAAUGCCUCCUUCUAUGGAAGAGACAUAUGAUUAUAAAUCAAAAGCCACAUAUAAAGAACAGCCGAAGGAUACAGUCGCUGAUGUUGCCAGUGAAAUUACAUUUAAGCCGGAAUUAAAGACAUUCGAAAUGGAUAUUAUGGAGAAAAUGGGUAUAAAAGAGGACAGAAUUCCACCAAAAUCGUAUUGGUAUUAAUUAAAUCAUUAAUUUAUAAAUAUAUAAAUAUGUUAACUUUUUUGUUUUAAUAAACGUAAUUUUUGCU
Molecule: messenger RNA, 921 nt
Organism: Diabrotica balteata
Lineage: Eukaryota; Metazoa; Arthropoda; Insecta; Coleoptera; Chrysomelidae
Source: the annotation of a GenBank genome assembly